UCAUGCAUUCAGUUUGGUGUUGGAAUCUGAAAAAGUGCAUUACUCAUCCGAGUUUUGUUUUUUUUUUGGGUGCGGAAUAAAGUGGACUAAUUUCUGUAAUUUUUUAAGCAUUUAAAAUGUUGAUUCUAAGUCUUUUCGUUGGUGUCGUUUUGUUGGCAAGUCCAACCUUGGCCAAGAAGCCUCACCCGCAUCCGAUUCCCCCGCAGGGCAACUGCAACCAGAUCGAACAAUUUGCCGGCCAGUUUGAGAAGUUCUUCAAACAGGUUCCGCUGUACGUGUAUCCGGCGUUCACGAUCUGCUCGAACGAUACCAUCACGCAGCACUACACGGAAGCGAUGACUAUUUGGGAGAACGCCACGACGGACCACAUCUGCCAGGUGAUGAACUUUGAGCGCCGCAGCAAGUCCAACCCGGCCGUGAUGAUGCACGACCAGCUGGUGUCGUUCUGGACCACGGCCAACUGCCAGGACUGCCUGGACCGGCGCAACCAGACGGUGGAGUUUUUCACGGAGUUUGCCGGGUUGGACGGGUGUAUCAAGCAGGCGUCGGAUCAGGCGCUGUCUCCGUGCGGACCGUGUGCGGACACUUACCAGAAGGUCCAGGGCAUGUACGAGGCGUUGGCGAAGGGGCACAAGGACACGCUGUGCUUCGAUGUUGAGGACCGGAUGAACCAGACGCGGCACCGGUGGAGCGCGGAGUUCAACUGCUGCAAGAACAAGCAGCACUCGAAGACGAGCUUCAUCGGGGCGGCGUCGGCGUUCUGCAGCGUGCCGUUGGUGUUUUACGCGAUCAUGUUCUUUGUGACGCGGAGGAAGGAGCGAGUUGAGGAGCUGGUGGCGGGGGUGACGAGGGAUGCGGAACCGCAGGCGGGAUCGAGUCGGGAGGGGAUGAACGGGAUGGUGGUGGGAGGAGGCGCGGAGGAAGAUGACAGCGAUGACGAACCGAUUGGGAGGAAGGAGAUUGAUGGGGAGGAGGAGUUUCAGGCGGAGCGGAAGCUGAACAAUCUGGACGUGAUCAGGGAGAACGAUGAGCCUAAGGAGGGCCAGCUGUUGGACAUUGUGAGCAAUAUGUCCGGGUCGACGGUGGAUGUGAACCUGGAUCAUAGCGGGAUGAAAGGAGUGAGCGAUGAUGAGGACGACGUGAGCAUUUUGGGCGCGAUGAAGGCCAACGUAGUCGCGGAGAGGAAUCUGCUGGACUGAUCUGGAAGCUGUGCCUAAGAGUAAUCAGAGAAUGCAAUUACAAAUUGCUUCAAAAAUAAACAUUAAUUGGAUCUUA
Messenger RNA from Culex pipiens pallens (northern house mosquito), 1275 nucleotides. RefSeq lists its product as uncharacterized. Bases 117 to 1199 code for a protein of 360 amino acids. The transcript has 2 exons. Gene Ontology annotation, cellular component: cytosol. Lineage: Eukaryota; Metazoa; Arthropoda; Insecta; Diptera; Culicidae. The record is from RefSeq and is a predicted model, not a curated record.